AUGGAUUCAUCUGUACCAGAAGUGUGGCAUAAGCUCUUUGGACAAUUGGUCUCUCAUCGCAAAAGAAUUGCUGCAGCACAGGAUGUACCCGCCUAUGUGAUAGCCUCAAAUAAAGUCCUAGAGCAGCUAGCUAAAAUCCGCCCGACUAAUAAGAUCCAACUCCUAAAGGUGAAGGGCAUCCGAGAUCGGAAGGUUGAAGCAUAUGGCGACGAAUGGCUAGAGAUAAUUGCACAAGACAUUGCCAAGCACCCCAGGAAAAGCAUUGCUCAGACGAAUCAGGCUCCUCUUCACCCAAGGGACGAUUACCAGAAACAGCAGGAAUCGGGGCCAUCCAAGGAGUUAUAUAGGCGUCUAGCAGAGUACCGGACGGUACGUGCUGCUAUAGAGGACCGACCCCCGUAUAUAGUUGCUUCCAACUCACUCCUAGAAACCCUCACUAGGGAGCGUCCCUCGAACCAACGUGAACUUCUAAAUGUUCACGGUGUAGGGCCAAGCAAGGCAGCUGAGUAUGGGUCGGACUGGCUCCAAAUAAUCGCAAAGUUCAAGGCCGAAUACAAGUCUGAAUCCCCUCAACCGUUUAUUACCGAUACCCCAGCGACCUCGUAUGCUGUGGAGGAUAUUCAACAACCGCAGCUAGGUGAUCGACCAUCUAAACAAAAUCGGAUCAGAAAUGUUGGCCGAUCAAAGGAGAUUAUAUUGUCACAGCCUCUACCGGGUAACGGGCUAUCAUUAGAAGUUGAUGGGACGCAGUUUAAUGUUGCCGAAGCGUCGGCUGAGAAAGACGAUGAUGAUAAUUAUGAUGAUUCAGACAUCGAGGAAACAUUCAUGUCACUUAUCGCGUCUCGUGAAUCGCCACAGCCAAAGCGCGAGUGA
Messenger RNA from Daldinia childiae, 873 nucleotides. Its product is annotated as aTP-dependent DNA helicase RecQ. NCBI's taxonomy places the organism in Eukaryota, Fungi, Ascomycota, Sordariomycetes, Xylariales, Hypoxylaceae. The coding region runs from base 1 to 873 and encodes 290 amino acids. The transcript has a single exon. The record is from RefSeq and is a predicted model, not a curated record. Gene Ontology annotation, molecular function: nucleic acid binding; nucleotide binding.